AUGGGCACCGUUGCAGAUCCGUCCAACAUCGUCGUCAUUGGCGGUGGCAUCGUCGGCGCUUCCAUCGCCUGGCACCUCGCCUCGCAGGAUGCCAACGUCACCAUCGUUGCCGAGAAGCUCGGCGGCGUGGCCACGCCAAACUCAUUUGCAUGGAUCAAUGCCGCUACGAACGACAAGACCUACUACGACUUCCGCAUCCGCUCUAUCGAGCACUGGGUAGAGAUCAGCAAACGCCUUCCGCAGCUGCCCAUCCACUGGAGCGGGUCUUUGAGCUUCCACAUGCCGCCAGACGAGCUCGAGGACUAUCUCCAAGAGCAUGCCUCGUGGGGCUACGAUGUGAUCCGGGUAGACAGGACAGAGAUGAGCGCCAUUGAGCCCAACCUCGGCGCCGAUUCCUUGCCUGACUGGGCGGUCUAUUCAACUCAGGAGGGUGCGAUGGAAGCUGACGAGGUUGCACUGCAGCUCAUCGAGAAUGCAAAAGCCGAACUGGGGGCAACCGUUGUCGAGGCCAGUGUGACGGGCUUUUUCAAGAACGAAGACGGCAGUGUGGGCGGCGUGCUCACCUCUGCGAGCAGCGAGGCGAUCCGGGCAGAUCAUGUUGUGCUUGCUGGAGGGCUGGGCAGUGUUGCCCUACUGGCAGCUGAGAAUAUUAGGCUGCCAGUCUCUGGUCGCGAAGGGCUUCUCAUCAACACCAAGCCUGUCCAGAAUGCGUCAACAACUCUGCUCAAUACGCUGUACAAUGGCAACGAGUUGCACAUGCGGCAGACGUCGCAUGGCCGCAUCCGGUCUGGCAAGGACUACGCGGGCGGCGACACGGGCGACGCACCCGAGGAUGCGGCUGCCGAGCUGUUUGCCAAGGUGGAAAACGCUUUCAAGGAGUCUUUUACGGACGGAGAGGAACUGAGACUCGACUAUGACUAUUACACGAUCGGCGUACGUCCGGAUCCCGAGGACGGCCUGCCAAUUCUGGGUGCAACUGGUUUGGAGGGGCUGAGCUGUGCUGUCAUGCACUCUGGUGUGACCAACGCUGCUAUAGUGGGCAAGCUCUUGGCCGAACAGGUCCUUCACAGUGUCACCAACCCUCUGCUUGAGCCUUAUAGGCUUUCGCGCUUCUCGAGGGAUCAGUAG
This is a messenger RNA of Microdochium trichocladiopsis, 1128 nucleotides long. Its product is annotated as FAD dependent oxidoreductase. NCBI's taxonomy places the organism in Eukaryota, Fungi, Ascomycota, Sordariomycetes, Xylariales, Microdochiaceae. Gene Ontology annotation, molecular function: oxidoreductase activity. Gene Ontology annotation, cellular component: cytoplasm. The transcript has a single exon. The record is from RefSeq and is a predicted model, not a curated record. Bases 1 to 1128 code for a protein of 375 amino acids.